Dicentrarchus labrax (European seabass) is the source of this 5060-nucleotide messenger RNA. It is a transcript of the gene caska, whose product is annotated as calcium/calmodulin-dependent serine protein kinase a. Gene Ontology annotation, biological process: regulation of neurotransmitter secretion; protein phosphorylation. Gene Ontology annotation, molecular function: protein kinase activity; signaling receptor binding; ATP binding. NCBI's taxonomy places the organism in Eukaryota, Metazoa, Chordata, Actinopteri, Moronidae. Bases 774 to 3644 code for a protein of 956 amino acids. The transcript is spliced from 29 exons. The record is from RefSeq and is a predicted model, not a curated record. Gene Ontology annotation, cellular component: cell-cell junction; basolateral plasma membrane; plasma membrane.
GCUAGGUUUUCUGGAAGCUCCGUGGAGCUGAACAUCCAGGCACACGGGCGACAGUGGCCGGGAAAAAGACAUAAACCAACGGCUCGAAAAGUAUUGCCGAGCGGAGGAGAAAGAAGCUUCUCAAUUGUAUAUUUGAGGACUUCAACCCGCCCGUCAGUUCCACGGCAAGAGGACUGUGAGUGUGCAUCCCAGAAAACACCGAAGUGUAACCCGUGGCUGCUCGGGAAGUGAGGAACGCUUUAACCCACCUGGUUCAGCGCUGUUACCCGAGCCUGAUGUCUACUGUCCACCGGGUCUGUCCGGGCAUUUCCUCCUACGCAUAGCGUUAAAAGCGGCAUAACAGUCGGAACCACUGACGGGAGCGUACGGCAGCGUAGUGGUGUAUUAUCAUGUUUGUUUGACAACCACGUAUGGUUUGCUUCUUGAGACGGGAGUACGAUACCGGGAAGCGGUGGGAAAGGCGGGGCCGAACCGGCGGACUCCCAAACUGGAUUAUUGAGCUCCCCCUGUGCCGAUUCACCCUCAGCGACGCAGCGUUCUUUUGGGGGGGCGGGGGGUCGACGAAGGAGGCAACAACUGGAAUUUAGAAACCUUUCUUUGGAACUCUUUACCGACUGCCCUGUCGCUGACGAUACGAGUGCUGUUUUGUCACUUAGUGUUAUUUCUGUCAAACGGUUAGCUGCCUGUGGCCUUCGAUUUCCCCCAUUUAGGAGCACAAUCAGGUUUAGGACGCAUAUUUUGGGGAUAAUUCUUUCCCCAGCCGGGGUCGGACUAUGGCGGACGACGACAUUCUCUUUGAAGAUGUGUACGAGCUCUGUGAGGUCAUUGGCAAGGGUCCCUUCAGCGUGGUGAGAAGAUGCAUCAACAGAGAGACGGGGCAGCAGUUUGCUGUCAAAAUCGUAGAUGUGGCCCAGUUCACCUCCAGUCCUGGACUCAGCACAGAGGAUCUGAAGAGGGAGGCCAGCAUCUGCCACAUGCUGAAGCACCCCCACAUUGUGGAGCUGCUGGAGACGUACAGCUCAGAUGGGAUGCUCUACAUGGUGUUCGAGUUUAUGGAUGGGGCAGACCUCUGUUUUGAGAUUGUGAAGAGGGCAGAUGCUGGCUUUGUCUACAGCGAAGCAGUGGCCAGCCACUACAUGAGGCAGAUCCUCGAGGCGCUACGCUAUUGCCAUGACAACAAUGUCAUCCACCGAGAUGUCAAGCCUCACUGUGUGCUGCUGGCGUCCAAAGAGAACUCGGCUCCAGUGAAGUUGGGGGGGUUUGGAGUGGCCAUCCAGCUUGGAGAGUCGGGACUGGUGGCAGGAGGUCGGGUGGGGACCCCACACUUCAUGGCCCCGGAGGUGGUGAAGAGAGAGCCGUACGGUAAACCAGUGGACGUGUGGGGCUGUGGAGUCAUCCUCUUUAUCCUCCUCUCAGGGUGUCUGCCUUUCUACGGCACCAAGGAGCGUCUGUUUGAAGCCAUCUGCAAGGGCAAAUACAAGAUGAAUCCCCGACAGUGGGGCCACAUCUCAGAGAGCGCUAAGGAUCUGGUGAGGCGCAUGCUGAUGCUGGACCCUGCUGAGAGAAUCACCGUCUACGAGGCCCUUAACCACCCCUGGCUCAAGGAGAGGGACCGGUAUGCCUACAAGAUCCACCUGCCAGAGACUGUGGAACAGCUGAGAAAGUUCAACUCCAGGAGGAAGCUCAAGGGAGCUGUUCUGGCUGCAGUGUCCAGUCACAAGUUCAAUUCCUUCUAUGGUGACCCCCCUGAGGAACUUCAUGACUUCUCCGAUGACCCUACCUCCUCAGGACUGUUAGCAGCAGAACGGGCUGUGUCUCAGGUGUUGGACAGUUUAGAGGAGAUCCACGCUUUGACAGACUGCAGUGAAAAGGAUCUAGAUUUCCUCCACAGUGUUUUCCAGGACCAGCAUCUACACACACUGCUUGACCUCUACGAUAAGAUCAACACCAAGUCGUCUCCACAGAUCAGGAACCCCCCCAGUGAUGCCGUUCAGAGGGCCAAAGAGAGUUCCUCCCAAGAUGAAGCAAGUGGCGCUUUGAAACAUCUGGAAUAUGUUCUGGAAGAAAUCUCCUGCUACCCAGAGAACCACGAAGCUAAAGAACUCAGACGGAUACUGACCCAGCCGCAUUUCAUGGCCUUGUUGCAAGCCCACGACGUGGUGGCCCACGAGGUUUACAGUGACGAGGCUCUGAGGGUGACCCCCCCGCCCACCUCGCCUUACCUGAACGGAGACUCCCCAGAGAGCACCAACGGAGACAUGGACCUGGAGAACGUCACCAGAGUCCGCCUGGUCCAGUUCCAGAAGAACACGGACGAACCAAUGGGUAUCACGCUGAAGAUGAAUGACUCAAACCACUGCAUCGUUGCAAGGAUAAUGCACGGGGGAAUGAUCCACAGACAAGGAACGUUGCAUGUAGGAGAUGAGAUCAGAGAGAUCAACAGCAUCAGUGUGGCCAACCAGACUGUGGAGCAGCUGCAGAAGAUGCUGAGGGAGAUGCGAGGCAGCAUCACAUUCAAAAUAGUGCCAAGCUACAGGACACAGGGCUCUUCGUGUGAGAAAGAGUCCCCCACCACCUCCAGGCAGUCCCCUGCCAAUGGCCACUCCAGCAUUAACAGUUCUAUCUUGGACCUGCCAUCCACCAUUCAGCCCAAGGGUCGACAGAUUGUAUCCAGACCUCCAAUCAAGGACAAAAUGUCUGUUAAGAUCUAUGUGAGGGCUCAGUUUGAAUACGACCCCUCCAAAGAUGAACUCAUCCCCUGCAAGGAGGCCGGCAUCCGCUUCCGGGUGGGUGACAUCAUCCAGAUCAUCUCCAAGGAUGACCACAACUGGUGGCAGGGCAAGCUGGAGAACACAAAAAAUGGCACGGCAGGCCUCAUCCCGUCGCCGGAGCUGCAGGAGUGGCGAGUAGCAUGUAUAGCCAUGGAGAAGACCAAGCAGGAGCAGCAGGCCAGCUGUACCUGGUUUGGCAAGAAGAAGAAGCAGUACAAAGACAAGUAUUUGGCAAAGCACAACGCAGUGUUCGACCAACUAGAUCUUGUCACAUAUGAAGAGGUUGUGAAGCUUCCUGCCUUCAAGAGGAAAACACUAGUUUUGUUAGGUGCCCAUGGAGUGGGCCGAAGACACAUCAAGAACACACUCAUAACCAAACACCCGGACAGAUUUGCCUACCCCAUCCCACACACAACCAGACCUCCAAAGAAGGAUGAGGAGAACGGGAAGAACUAUUACUUUGUCUCCCAUGACCAGAUGAUGCAGGACAUCAGCAACAACGAGUACCUUGAGUACGGCAGCCACGAGGACGCCAUGUACGGUACGCGGCUGGAGACCAUCCGCAAGAUCCACCAACAGGGACUCAUAGCUAUACUGGAUGUCGAACCUCAGGCCCUGAAGGUCCUGCGGACAGCAGAGUUUGCCCCAUAUGUCGUUUUUAUCGCUGCACCAACUAUUACUCCAGGCAUCAAUGAGGACGAAUCUCUCCAGCGGCUGCAGAAGGAGUCCGAGAUCCUGCAGAAGACCUACACCCACUACUUCGACCAGACCAUUAUCAACAACGAGAUCGAUGAGACCAUCAGGCACCUGGAGCAGGCCAUCGACCUGGUGUGCACCACCAGCCAGUGGGUUCCUGUGUCCUGGGUCUACUGACCUGCAGUCCCCGACCACCUCCACUUCCUUCUCCCUUCCCAACAACGACACCUCAGCCUAACUCCAUCAUUCUCUCUUCAAAAUAAGAAUAAAUAAAAAAACUAUUGAAACAAGGCAAUGGGAAACCUCUCUCUACACUGCACUUGAUUGAUAACCCCCCUCAGCGAACUGAACUGAAAGCGAGCGCAGGAUUCUUUCCUCUUGAACGCUGCACAAAAUGAUUGGACUCUUGCCCUGACAGACGACCUAGUCAUAGUGUUGUAUAAAAACAGAGUAAACAAAAGUGAAUAUUGUCAUGUCUGUACUAGCUAGGAGGCAACAUUUUUGUAGAUGUUUGUUUUAAAGAGACAGUACUGCGUCCCGUCCUGCCAUGAUAAUGCACUGCUGGUCUCCAACACAACCUUCCCAUCACAUAGACCUGUUGGGUGUGUACUGAACCAUCUGUAGACAGACACUGUCAGUGGGUAUUCUGUGGAUCAGCAGACUGAAGUAAAAGCACACAAACACACUGCAGUGUUUAUAGAUCACAUCACCACUCCUCAUUCUGUGUUCAUUUUUUUUUUUUUCUGAGCUGUAAGGCUGCGUUCGCAUCUUAUUGUUACCCUUCGGUACAGUUACAGUAUCACCACGCACACACAUGCACCUUUCCACCCACCAGGUACUGUCUCUUCUAAAUAAAUCCAUAAAUGUUUUAGAGAUUUGAAUGAGGUUAUCAUGCAUGUGGACAUUUGUAAGCUUCCAUGCUGUCAGUCAGUCAGUGUUCCCAGUGUCCCUUCAUAAACCUCCAAGAAAAAAAAGAAGACACAAACAUACAUAUUAAAAAACAUUCCAUCUGUUUGGAAGACUGCACUCAGCCAAGGGAAGCAAGAGGGGGCAAGAAAAAAAACUAACCACGAUGGAGCCGGACUUGACACCUAUGCACAUCCCUUGCAUUUUGGGUGACAUUUCUAAACCACAGAUUUCUAAAAAAAAAAAAAAAAAAAGAGAGAAAAAAAAAAAUUGACCAUGUAGUGAGAUGUGUUUGUAAAGAAAAAUCGAAUAAAAUUUUUCCUCUUGCUGAUUUGUCAUUCGCAAAAAAAAAGGAACAAUUUCACCAUCUUCCUCAUUUGCCAUUUCAGAAAUGUGAUGUCCAAGAGUAUUAGUGUUUCAAUCAAGUUUAAAAAUCCACAAGAGAUGAAAUGCUUUUUUUUAUUCUGAAACUGUGUAACUGUCUGCGAAGGAAGUGUACACUAUAAAUUCUGCAAAGGCCACUACUUUGCAAGUGAAGAGGAGGCAGUGUGUGCAUCUAUAUAACCAUGUAUAUGAAUAUGACAUACAACUGCCCCUUGUGUAAAUUACUCUGCAAUGAUAAAGGUUCUUCAGUAUGAACAAUUUUUUAAAUAUAUUUCCUUUUAUGUGUUGGAAAAGUGAACCUUG